Molecule: messenger RNA, 2623 nt
Organism: Ctenopharyngodon idella (grass carp)
Lineage: Eukaryota; Metazoa; Chordata; Actinopteri; Cypriniformes; Xenocyprididae
Gene: pros1
Product: protein S
Exons: 14
Coding region: 178-2220 (680 amino acids)
Cellular component (GO): extracellular region
Molecular function (GO): calcium ion binding
Source: RefSeq, a predicted model, not a curated record
UCACCAGCUGAGGGCUACUAGUUGACCCAUGGUUAACCCAUACUUGUCAAUCAUGAGCUCGCUCGCGCUGCGCUUCUGGCCGAACUAGAGGAACGUGAGCGAGAAGAAUCGAGCGUUUGAGUUCGGAUCCGAACCGGAAGGCGUUUGGAGUGUGACUGACUGGAUCAAACCGCGAGGAUGAGGAGACUGAAGGCGGCGCGCAGCGGCUCUCUGCUCGGCCUCGUGCUGCUGCUGCUGAGCGCUGAACUCUGCGAGUCACACCGAUUUCUUUCACAGAAUAAAGCCUCUCAGUUCCUGCAGCGGCACAGACGCGCCAACACUCUGUUCGAGGAGAGCAAGAAGGGAAACCUGGAGCGCGAGUGCAUCGAGGAGCUGUGCAAUAAAGAGGAGGCGCGGGAGAUCUUCGAGAACAAUCUAGAAACGGAAUAUUUCUAUCCCAAGUAUGUUGUGUGUCUGGGCUCUCAUCGCGUCGGGAUCAAUAAUCCAAACUCCCCGAAUCCAGGAAUCCCACAGAACCUGCGCACCUGCGUUCAAGAGAUCAGUAACCAGUGUCUGCCGCUGCCGUGUUAUCAGGAGGGUUACGAGCGCUGUGUGGACGGUCAGGGUUCGUACACCUGUGUGUGUAAACCGGGCUGGAGGGGUCAGCGCUGUGACCAGGAUAUUAAUGAGUGUGAAGACCCAGAAUUCCAUGCGGGCUGCAACCAAAUUUGUUACAACCUCCCCGGGAGCUUUGUGUGCAGCUGUGAGAAGGGCUUCUACACACACGACAACAUCCACUGCAUCGAUAUCAAUGAGUGUAUCCUGUUUCCCAGUGUGUGUGUGGAACCGUCUAAAUGUGUCAACGCUCUGGGGUCGUUUGAGUGCCGCUGCCCGCUGGGAUACCAGUACAACAGAACCUCACGCGAGUGUGUCGAUCUGGACGAGUGUGAGCUGGACGUGUGCGGCGGCGAGUGUGUGAACACCAUCGGCAGCUUCUCGUGUCACUGCGACGGACGGAUGGGUGUGAAGCUGGCGGAGGACGGGCACCUCUGUGAGAAGAUCCCGCAGUGUCUGGAUCUGUACGACCACAAGCACGAGGAGAUGCUGUAUCUGGGAGAGCAGUUCUCCGGAUUACCCGUCAUUUACCUGCGCUUCCGUCUGCAGGCCGACACCAGGUUUGCAGCUGAAUUUGAUUUCCGCACGUUUGAUCCGGAGGGAGUGAUUCUGUACGCAGAGUCUUCGCCGGACUCGUGGUUCAUGCUGGGUUUACGGAGCGGCCGCAUCGAGGUCCAGUUCAAGAACGAACACUCCGUGAAAAUGACCAGCGGAGGAAAAGCCAUCAAUGACGGACAGUGGCACGUGAUCUCGGUGGAGGAGCUGAUGGGAAGCGUCAGUGUGAAGAUCAGUAAAGAGGCCGUCAUGAGCAUCAACAGUCCUGAGCGUCUCUUCACACCCGUCAACGACAAACUGGAGACGAAGGUUUACAUCGCCGGUCUGCCCAACCGCAACGAGAGCCUCAUCAAACCGAUCAACCCGAGGCUGGACGGCUGCAUCCGCGGCUGGAAUCUGAUGAAUCAGGGCGGGUCUGGAGUGAAGGAGGUGAUUCACGAGAAGGAGAGCAAGCACUGUUACGUGUAUGUGGAGAAGGGCUCGUUCUUCAGCGGUGGAGGUCAGGCGCUCUUCAACAUCAACUACAGCAGAAGCGGACAGUGGAAGGUGGAUGUCGUGAUGAGCAUACGUCCGUCCAGCACCACCGGUGUAUUAUUCGCCCUGGUUACCAACAACACGGUCCCUCUGUCCGUUGCCGUGGUAACACGGGAAACCGAUGAUGCGGACCUGCAGGUGUUCGUGGACGGCGUCUGCGUGGCGACGCUGCAGUCUCUGAUGUUGUGUUAUCCGGAUCGGAUGGUGGUGGAGAUGAGAGCGUCAGCCGAUGGACUCCACAUCACAGCGAACUCCUCGAACGUGACCUACAGCGACCCGGAGACCCUGAGCGAGGCUUUAGCUAAACUCGACCGCGCCAUGCAGGGACCCGUCGACACUUACAUAGGAGGACUUCCAGAUCUCCCACUGUCCAUCACUCCCAUCUCAGCGUUCUACCACGGCUGUCUGGAGAUCCGUGUGGACGGACAGCAGCUGGACUUCGACGAGGCUGUUAGUAAAGACAACAGCAUCAAGUCUCACUCCUGCCCUCCUGUUGAUGCCCCGGACACGUCGUCCAGCGAAUCCCAGCUGCAGUAGACAGGAAGUGACAUCACAGGAGACACGUGACACGCUGCCUUGGUCUAAAGUUCCCAUCAGACAUGAAAUCCGCCCUGGUUCUGGGUUCAACAGGGACGGAGAAAGCAUGAUGUUUCUUUUGUUUUAAAUGAGUGUUUUAAUUGAUCCUAACCUGUGAAAUUGUGAAAGAGCCUCUAUUUAAACAUGUGACAGACUUUCAUCCUGAUGGUUUUAGUAUUUUUAUUCCUGACGUGUCCGUUGUGUCUGUCGUUAAUCAGGUUUUUUCUCUCAGUAUAGAGCCGUCAGUUUUUAUCUUGUAUAUAACACUAAUUUUAAUUUGAUGUGAAUAUGUUUAGGUGGAUACUGAACACUAGUGCCGCAUUAAUGCAAAAAUUCAAUAAAUAAAAGAAGAAAAUGAAAUGCA